UUAUCGCUUUUUACAAAGGUCAGUAACAUCUGGUUACAAGGACUUUACAACUUUCAGUAAGCACUGACUCACAACGUACGGGACGGGUGGACCAGCAAGGACAGACUAAAAGAGAGCGUCACUGGACUUCCUGCGUAUUACCCAACAAGCUUUGUAGCCCUAGAAAACCAAUAUGGCGGACGAUCUAGACGACGAGUGGUGGUUAGAAGACAAAAAACACAACGAAUCUUCCGAGAAUCAAGAAAAUGAUAAGAAGAAAGCGAAGAAAAGAAAAAAUUCUCAGCGCUCUGAACGACACGUGAAGGGACGCGACGAGGAUGUAGACGAUGAAAAUACAAAGAAAAAGAAGAAAAGAAAACGAAGACCUAAGACAGAAGAUAUUACCAAAGAACUCCACGGGAAAUCAAUACUCAAUGCAUUAUGGGAUACAUUCAGCAAAAGCUGUUCUAGUAAACUCACCCCUUUGGAGUUAGACGACCUGAAGAUUGAUGAUUCCUGUUGCUUAACUGAAGAUUCCAUUCACACUGGAGAUGUGUCAGAACUACCUUCAUAUUUAGAAAAAGUGAUUCCUUACUGGAAAGAGCAAGUUGAAAAAAUGAACAAAAAGAAAACCACAGGAAGCCCACUGUUACUUUUUGUCACCUCUGCUGCUACAAGAGCAGUGGAGUUAAACAAGGUCCUUGAAAAAUUCAAAGGUGAUGCUAAAACAGUGAAACUGUUUGCUAAACAUUUUAAAAUAGAGGAACAGAUAAAGUUUCUCGAUUCCCACGUCGUACAUCUUGGUAUUGGAACACCGAAUCGUAUUUUAAAGCUACUAUCAAAUGAUUCCUUAAAGACAAGCAAAACCAAAUAUGUUAUUAUUGACUGGACUUGGAGAGAUCAAAAACUUAGAAGCAUCGCAGACAUGCCUGAGGUCAAAGAGGACCUUAACCACUUAUUACAAAAGUUUGUUUUCCCUCUGGCUAAGUCAGGAAAGAUCAAAGUAGGAUUGUUUUAAGGGGAUGUUACACGAGACGAUUUUUAGCGCAACACUGUUGCGUUUAAAGUUGGUGUCGUGCAUGUAACAUGACGCGCGCCGCAACACAAAUCGAUGGGAAUCGAUGUUUUGAGUUUUGAGGGUCGUUCAAUAACCUGCAACAUGUUGCCUCAUCAAAAUAUUGUUCCAAAUGGUAAACGCUGCAAACGCGCGCAAUUUUACAAGAGAACGAUCUUUGGCGCAAAAAUUUGAAUUCUGUUUGUUAUGCACUGGUUUGUUGUUUUCAACAACACCUAAUCUUGUCCGUAUGCAGUGCAUUUCGUAAUCAGAAAAUUGAACGGCUAUUAAAUAAACUUUUUUCACCAACUA
Actinia tenebrosa (Australian red waratah sea anemone) is the source of this 1345-nucleotide messenger RNA. RefSeq names its product protein CMSS1-like. Gene Ontology annotation, cellular component: nucleus; 90S preribosome. The record is from RefSeq and is a predicted model, not a curated record. NCBI's taxonomy places the organism in Eukaryota, Metazoa, Cnidaria, Anthozoa, Actiniaria, Actiniidae.